AUGUUCCGAAUCCUCGAGUCGCAAGCUCCGGCCAAACAAACGGCAACGGACACAAUCGAUGUACUCAGCAGUCGUUUGCAGAAUGCAACUCUCCUGGAAGAUCCUUCAGGAGGUCUGCGUUCGUUGAUCAACAGCCUGCGCAACGAUCAGGAAGAUGUGGACACCAUCAAAGUAGUCCUCGAGACUCUUUUGAUGCUGUUUACGCCAGACGAGACGAGCCCUGAAGCGUCAGAUGAAGUAGCUCUGUGGCUGGCAGAUGAGUUCACACAGAGACAAGACAACAUUACAAUUCUUCUAGACCUGCUCGAAACCCGAGAAUUUUACUCCCGUCUAUAUUCCCUUCAACUUAUGUCCCACAUCUGCAGUGCGAGACCGGAACGAACACAAGAGUGCAUCUUCACGGCGCCUUUGGGCAUUUCCAAGCUGGUCAGCGUACUCACGGAUAUCCGAGAGCCUGUUAGAAAUGAAGGCCUAGUGCUUCUCAUCGCGCUGACCCCUGCCUCCGAGGAGCUGCAAAAAUUGGUCGCCUUCGAAAACGCCUUUGAAAUAAUAUUUUCAUUAAUUGACGCAGAGGGUUCUAUGACACAUGGUACAGAAGUGGUUGAGGAUUGUCUUUCCUUGCUCGCGAAUUUACUUCGUUUCAAUGUUUCAAACCAGUCGUUCUUCCGGGAGACCGGCUGCGCAAAGAAUAUCACGAAGCUUCUCAUUGAUUGUCAGCAAGAGGACGACGAGCCUCCUGCGCAAUGGACUAUGUUGCAACGAGACAAGAAUGUUUGGGGUCUUUUGGCCAUCAUUCAGCUAUUCCUGGUUCGGGGUGGUAUGAGUACGCCCAUCAACCAAACAGCCUUUUGGCAGAGUGGUGUCACGGAGCAGGUUUUAAGCAUUGCCUUUGGCCAGAAAUUUAGUGUCAAUGUUACCGCGAAGGCGCUUUCUACCUGCGCUGAUCUCAUCCGAGGAAACUCGCCGUUGCAGGAAAGAUUUGGUGACAUUGAAGUGAUCUGGGGCUCUGUUACACAUGACCCGACGGCCAAUGGCAAUGCAGCAGAGCCUGAACGAAUUAACGUUAUCGAAGCAUUCUUGAAACUAAGCCUUCAACCUUCACCGAACAACAUGCUAGAUGCACGUCUUGCGGCCUGUGAGUGUAUGAAGGCAUUUUUCGCUCACCACACUGGUAUUCGUAUGCAUGUUCUUCGUCGAGCCAUCGAUGGACAUCUCAGCGGCCAGGACCGCAUCCCCAACAUCAUGUCUGUCUUGCUUACGGCACCGGAAUCUCGGGAGGCAAAAGCCACUGCCAUGGAAGUUACAGAGGGCGAUGCUGAAAGUGGCGAAGAGGUUGUUACCAGUGUACAGUCAGUGGUAGCCAAUUUGAUCACUGGUCUGCAACGAGGUGAUGACGAAAGAAUUACUGUUGGAUACCUGAUGCUCCUCUGUGGCUGGCUCUUUGAAGACCCGGAUGUUGUCAAUGACCUCCUCGGAGAAGGGAGUAGCAUUCAAACCCUCCUCCAAGAGAUCAAACACCAAAGAGUUCCGAGCAAGCUGAUUCCCGGUCUAUGCACUGUUUUGCUUGGAAUUAUUUACGAGUUUUCUACCAAAGAUUCGCCGAUCCCUCGAGUCACCCUACACAAGCUUCUUCUCGAACAGCUUGGCAGAGAGCAGUACAUUGACAAGAUCACAAAACUGCGCGAAUGCCCUUUGGUCCGGGACUUUGAGGUUCUUCCUCAGACGGCAGCUGGUCAAAUUGACGGCGGGCUUCCUGAGGUAUUCUUCGAUCGCUCUUUUGUUGAAUUCCUGAAAGACAACUUUAGCCGAUUGAUUCGGGCCAUCGACCGAGAACCUGGCUUCGAAGUCUCUAUCAUGGCCAAUGGGGUUGAGAAGGGUGUCUCUCGCGAGCUUGUAGACUCCCUACGUGCUGAACUUGAUGAUCGGAGCCAGUCCCUCCAGAAGUUGGAGAGCGAGCUUGUGAGCAUCCAACGCAGGCUUGACCAGGAGCAGCUGGACCAUCGCAAGACGAAGGAGUCUGCCUCUGCCGAGAUAUCUCAGUCGCAGCAGGGGACUCAAUCUCUCCUCCAGACACACGAGCAGGCGAUAUUGAAGCUGGAAGAACAACACAAAGCGUCCAAGAACGAGCUACUGAAGCAGCACGGAGAGCAGCUUCGUGCCAUUGAUAAUCAAUUGAAGGCGGCUUCGGCCGACUACGAAAAGAAGAGCGCAAAGGUGAAGGCGCAUCACGACCAGGAAGUUGCUGGCUUACAAAAGACCAUUCGCAAGUUGGAAUCUGACUUCUCGAAUGUUCGUGAACAGCAUGCCGCUGAGGUCGCUAGCUUGCAGGAGACUAUGCGGAACCUAGAGUUCCAACUCUCUCGGAUCCAAGAAGAGCACGCUAGCGAGGUUGAUGGCCUGAGAAAGACGAUCCACGAGCUGGAAUCAACUGCCAGCCAGUCCAAAGAAGAAAUUGCGAGCUUCAAAACCACCAUUGGAAAUUUGGAGUCUGAAUUGGCCGCCGCUAAGGCAGCCAGGGACCAUUAUGAGAAGGAUGUUGCAAGCUUUGAGUCUAAGAUUAAUAGCCUGGAGUCAGACCUCUCUGCAGCCAAGGUGCGCAAUGAGAAGCACGAGGCGGAGGUCGCGGGUUUCAAGACUACUAUUGAGGAUCUAGAAUCGCAAAUAGCCGCGGCCAAGGGUCAACACGAAUCCGAGACAGCUGAGCUCAAAAUGUCCGUGGAGACUCUCCAAGCAGAGCUGGUCACAGCCGAGGCACAGUUGGGCAGAGAUAAGGAGACAGCCAGCGAAGGUUCCAAGCUCAAAUUCUCGGAAUUGGAAGCGCGUACCGCAGAGGCAGAGCGUAAGGCAAAGGAUGCCGAAUUGCAGGCUCAGAGGGCAACCGACGCGCUCCAGAAUAUUCAGGCUCAGCUUGAGAAGGCCCAGUUGGAAGCGAAAGAAAAGGACGAGGCUCGUCAAGCUACUCAGACCGAACUGGAUGACCUUCUCAUUGUCUUUGGUGAUCUGGAGACAAAGAGGAACGAGGACAAGCAACGGCUCAAGGAUUUGGGACAAGAAGUUUCCGAGGAUGAGGAUGAGGACGACGAGGAGGAAUAG
Molecule: messenger RNA, 3093 nt
Organism: Penicillium maclennaniae
Lineage: Eukaryota; Fungi; Ascomycota; Eurotiomycetes; Eurotiales; Aspergillaceae
Exons: 9
Coding region: 1-3093 (1030 amino acids)
Biological process (GO): vesicle fusion with Golgi apparatus; endoplasmic reticulum to Golgi vesicle-mediated transport; intracellular protein transport
Cellular component (GO): ER to Golgi transport vesicle membrane; Golgi stack; Golgi membrane
Source: RefSeq, a predicted model, not a curated record